GAGGGUGGCGGUCAUGAUGAAGUCUAACGGUGUGCAGUAAUUGCAAUUCUGAAUGGUUAGAACCCGAGAUAGGAGUUGAAAAUAUUUGCAAAACAAAAAAAAAACUCGAAAUAACCGUGUUUUGAAGUUGAAUUUCUAAAAAAAAUAAUGACCACUUUUUUAAUUUCUCAAAGUUAACUGUUAUGGGAUAACCUUUGAGUACAUUUUCGAAAUUACGAUAAGAAACGAAAAUGAUAAGUAUUGACAUUUGGCCUUGACCUAGGAUAUCAAAUUGGGCGUUAGUACGAUUAGGAUCGGCGAUAGUAGUGAUGAGUUUACCAGCUCUCUAGGCGAGACAAAUCGAAAGCACGCCUUAUUUUUUUUAAAAAUUACACUGCACUGCGGAAAGAUGAGAGACACAGGUCUUUGAGUUUAACAAAACAAAACAAAACCUGUAAAAACAAAUAUGAUAAAUGCCAUAAAUGGAUAGGGGGUUUCCCAGUCAGAAAACCCCGCAUUUUUCCGGAAAACCCCACUGCAUUGCAAAAAACUUUUUGCAGGUUUUUCUGCAAUUUUGCGCAUUUUUCCGAAAUACAUUUAUUCUUAGGAAAAUAAAAAAUCUCAUUAUGGAUGACCAAAAAUAGGGAUUUUUCAGAUUCACCAAAAUCAAUAUUAGAGCCACUGGUUCCACCAAGAGACUGAAAACUCUCAAUGUAAUUUUCUGAAAUUUCAGACUCUUUUGGAGCGAUAAUUGACUAUUUUCGGGUUAAAUUCGGAAAAAUGCGGAAAAACCCAAAACUGGUUGUUUUUUCCAGCCGGUAUUUUGCGCAAAAAACCAGUGGUGCAUUUUUGCGCAUUGCAAAAUUAACGAACCCUGUUCCCAGUCAAGUGAAAAUAUUUCCUUUACAAAAAUAAACAAGUAUAUCACGAUAGCAAAGAGUUGUGCCCCCCUAAAAAAGGGUACAUCCUGCAGAAGCUAUUGAAAUUCACUGUAAAUAAAAGCCAAAACUACCCUUAAACGGCUCAAUAUUUAAAAUUAGCCAACCAUCUCUAUUUUUCACCUCCUUAUGAAAUCUGACCGUGGUAGCAUUUACUUUAAAUAUUCAGCGCUAAACCUUAAUUAAUUUACAUAAAAAUUUUAUGGGAUUGCAAAUUUUAAUUUCUAGGUUAUCAUGAAAGAUACGAGAAAAGCAAUAGGAAAUAAUAAUUGCUGUUGAAAUUUAGCUGAAUUGUUUGUAAGUUAAAUUUUGAAAGAUUGAAAUAGCUAUUCAGAUUACAAAUUAUUAAUACAAAAUUUUAGCUUUUAGUAAAUUUAAUCAUUUCUCGAAUAGCAAAGUAAUUAUCCUGCAAGAAUAUUAUAUUUUAAUAUUAUUAAAUCUUAAAAGAAACAAGAGCAAAACUCGCGUGGCAAAACAGCAAUCAAUAAUCACAUUUUUUCAACUUAAAGUCAAUUAAAGAAAUAAACCAAAAAUAAUCAUUUAUUUUUAAAUUGAAACAAAUGUACAAAAAUUUAUUAGGCUGUUUCGACUUAAAGGAGAGACUUUUGAAAGCAGACUAACAAUUUAGCUCUUCGUUAUCAUUCCUGCAUGCGUAUACUUCAUAGUAUAUUUCACGGUGCUUGGUACUCAAUCAUAGGGGUUAAUGUUGUGUCACAAUUCUUUUCAGAGCGAGGGUUGCUGUACAUGUUUGCGGAAUUAUGAAGAGGGCGAGUAAAAGAGCGAGUGAUUGCAGCAUGCCUAGUAAUUUCAAUCGCGCAUCCUGUAAUGAAGAUUACAGCCAGCUUAUUGCAGCUCCAAUAAAGAGACGCAGUUGUUCGCCUGCCAUCAAGAUUGAAACACCAACAAUGCUUCCACAUCACUCACAGUCAAAUACUGAGCCAGCCCAGCGAACUGAAGCUGAUUCUGAUUCAGAGAAUGUCACUGUCAAGAAUGAGUCAUAUGAAAUACUGCCUUGCAAAGUAUUGCUUGACAGUGGAGAUAUCCGUCGAUACCUAUUGGAGCACAGCAUUACUUUAGAGGAUUUGUUCAUCAGAUCUGGAAUAGAACUAAAUCCACUUUCUGCACAUCAAAAUAAACCACUGAAGCACAUAACCAUAAAAACUGAGCCUGAUGACUGCACUGAUGAAAUCACUAAUUUCAAUCAAAGAUAUUUAGAUGAUCAAUGUGCAAACAAAGGACAUAAACGGCGGGAAGUCAACAGGACGGUAUCCUUUGUUAACAUCACAGUCCCUGCAGCUACAGAUGCCUCAGUGCACGACCCAUCACAGUCAACUUCUGCAAGUUUUGAUUUCUCAAAAUACUUGAAGAUUGAAUUAUUAGACUCUGCUAAAGAACCAAUUGCCUCUGAUUUUGAGGAAGAUGAAAUUCCAUCGCUUGAAUGUGCAGAGAGAAUUAUUUCGUCACCUGAGCUUGAAACCACCGCCAGUGGAAGCAGUGAUGACAAUCUUGAAUACGAGUCAGACAAAUGCCCCUCUCAUGAUGGUAGUAGAGUCGUUGACUUUCGCAGCUUGGAGAAGAAAAAAGCAGUCACCAACACACGCACACAAUCCGUGAAAACCAAACAAGAACUUGAGUUUGUUUUCAGGAAGAAAAAUACCUCUGAGAAGGGAGCAGGAAAGCAUGAAUACAACGUCCAACCUCGUAAUUCUGGCAUAACAUCGUGCACUGAAGAUAGUACAACAGAGACAGCAAGUGACACAUGUUAUUCGUAUUCGGAUUCAGAAAGAGAUGACUUUAUCAUAGAUCUUGAAAGAGAUGAUGAAGAAGCAAGUACUUCCAUUGCGAGUUGUCUGCAAGAGAGAAAAGACGAGGCAACUCAGAUACCGAGUGAAGUUCCCAAGGUCGGGGACAAUAGGACUCCAACAGCUUUCUACUGUGUUCCUUGCGCAGUGAAGUUUGGUAACUCGGAACAGCUCAAGUCUCAUGUGCUGAAUUUUCAUCGUGAGUGUUUGGAAACAACCGCUGCUGUGCCCGCUGUAAAGCAAGGAAUAAUCAUGGUCAAGUACGUCACAGGUGUUUGCUGCUACUACGAGUGUCCGAAUUGCUUUGGCCUAUUUGAAAAUUUGAAAAUUGUUUCUGAGCAUUUGGUCACAGUUCAUAUUACGGAAGUUCGAAAACUGCGUAGAGUUACUUGCAACAGAGUGCCUGUGAAGACUGUGAAAAUGGGACCUAAGGUCCCAACAACUGGUCUGUUUCAUUGCGGCUAUUGCCAGCGGAACUAUACUUUAUUUGAACAUUUGAGACUACACAUGAAAAUAGACCAUGACAUUUUGGAUUGCCAAAAGUGCCUCUGUUUCUACCGCAUGUCUAAAAUGAAUAGCUGCCCUGUAUGCCCAAGGGUUACUCGUAUCAACAAAUCACGCCUGCUAAAUGUUGUCGCAGGUGGAGAACCAUAUGUUAAGCCAAAUAGCGUUGAAAGUGGCAACGAACUCAUUCACACCAUGGGUUCUUUCAGUGUGAAAAGCUCUACCAGGAACAAUGAUCUAGAGGAAGUGCUUGGCAUUCGCCGCACCCUGCGGAAACCGUUUCCAGAGAAUGACAAAGGGAUGUGGACGGAGGAUGAUGCAGUGGCCAAGGAAUUGAAAAAUGCUCCUCUGCAACAACGCGAGCUAGUUCUCCCUGAUGAGCAAACUGUUCUUGUUGAAGAAGAAGAGUCUGCUGACGGAGAAGAAGAUGAGUACAGUGUAGAAGCGCUCAAUAGGUUGCUCAAAUCCAUUAACCAAAAGUAUAAAAGCGACAACAAUGACUUUGAGCCAAGAGAAUCCAACCCUCGAACAACUCGCAAAUCACCCCAACCACGAAUGAUGUUACAAUCAUCCUCCGAUGAGAACUUGAAUGGCACUAGUGAUACGCAACAAAAUACUGACAAAGUACUGUGUAAAAUGAAAAAUGCGACUGGUGCUUCACCAAUAGUGGACAAAAUCCCUCCGCUUAAGAACAAAUCAGUCCUUGAGUCUUCUGUGAGUCCUUCAUUCCGUGCUGCAGAUCCUCGAAUCCGGGUUAAGCCUUCGAUUGUUAAGAGUUCUGAAAUUGCAUCAGUGCAGGCCUCGUCUUUCAUCCUCAAAACUGCGGUUAUAGAUGAUGCAAGCAGUCACUCGGACAUUAGGCCUAGUUCUUCUAAAGGCCAAGUAAUGGCGACGACUAGCCAUGGUGGAAAAGUCGCCACACUAAAGAGAGUCUCUACUCAAGCCCUCCAGCUUAAAACAGGAGUGUUCUCUAAUGUAGAAGACUUGGACCAAAAAGAGCUAGCAAGACUGACUGACAUUCAAAGCAGACUUCAGAUGAAAAGGACCUACAAAUUCAGCUCGAGCUACUUACCCUGUAUAUUCUGUGACAAAAUAACUGAUAAACUUGAAGACCUAGUGGGACAUCUAGUCAUGAAACACGUCUACUGCCCUCAAUGCAGAGAAAACUUUCAAUCGCUAGACCAUUUUGACAACCACAAGCAAUUGAAAUUCUACAGAUGCAGUGCUUUUGGAUGUGAACAAACCUUCAGAACUGUCACGCAGUAUGCAAAGCAUGACAAACUGGUCCAUGAUUGUGAGUAUGUGAUAUCAAGUGAGGGCGCCAAAGAACAUGAGUUUGAGAUGAAUUGGGAGGAGGACUCAUUUCCAUGCUGCUAUUGCUAUGAGUAUUUUGUUUGUAGAUCAGUGAGAGACCAGCAUUUGCUCGUUGAACACGGUGUCGCGAAAUGUAUUACAUGCCAUAAUUAUGUUUCCAAUCGCUCACGCUGCCAGGUGUGUUUAAAAAUUAACAAACUAAAGAAUUAAUUCAUUUGCUGUUAUUUUUUAUUAACAUUGUAAAUGGACGGAGAUAGAAUAAACCUAAGAUCAUAAAAAAGUGA
Molecule: messenger RNA, 4821 nt
Organism: Cloeon dipterum
Lineage: Eukaryota; Metazoa; Arthropoda; Insecta; Ephemeroptera; Baetidae
Exons: 4
Coding region: 1676-4747 (1023 amino acids)
Biological process (GO): regulation of transcription by RNA polymerase II
Cellular component (GO): nucleus
Molecular function (GO): RNA polymerase II transcription regulatory region sequence-specific DNA binding; DNA-binding transcription factor activity, RNA polymerase II-specific
Source: RefSeq, a predicted model, not a curated record